Messenger RNA from Mus musculus (house mouse), 2718 nucleotides. It is a transcript of the gene Septin7, whose product is annotated as septin 7. The coding region runs from base 545 to 1699 and encodes 384 amino acids. Gene Ontology annotation, cellular component: cytoskeleton; septin complex; axoneme. The transcript is spliced from 14 exons. Gene Ontology annotation, molecular function: GTP binding. Lineage: Eukaryota; Metazoa; Chordata; Mammalia; Rodentia; Muridae. The record is from RefSeq and is marked validated.
GCGGGGCCCCCACCCCGAGGGCAGUUUUCCAAGAGCUGCCAGGCUCUUUAACCGGCGCCUCCCAGCUUUACGCCAAUUCCGUAAGGAGCGGGGGGCCAACCCCGCGGCUCCCUGGGCUCCAGAACCUGACGUGAAAUUGCGCGGGGCGGCACUGGCGGCGGCCAUCUUUAGUCCGGGCAAGACCCCGCCCUCGCGCCCCAGUCGCCGCUCCCACCGAGUCCCCAGGACUUUCAUUGUCAAAAGUAGCGCAGUUGAUCGUAGAGGUAGUCUCGAAAAAAAAAGAAAGAAAAAAAGAAAAACCAUACAAAAGACCCUACUGUCCACGACAACGGAAGUGCCCAGACGCGGCCAAUGUAAACAUGGCGGUUGAGGAGGCGCAGCAAAUCGGCGGCGGCGCCAGGGAGAACACGCUCCGAGUGAACGAAGCAGGGCGGCAGGCCGCGGAGUAGCUCAACCGAAGAACCUUGAGGGCUAUGUGGGCUUUGCCAACCUCCCAAAUCAAGUGUACAGAAAAUCCGUGAAAAGAGGAUUUGAAUUCACUCUUAUGGUAGUAGGUGAAUCUGGACUGGGAAAGUCGACAUUAAUCAACUCAUUAUUCCUCACAGAUUUGUAUUCUCCAGAGUAUCCAGGACCUUCUCAUAGAAUCAAAAAGACUGUACAGGUGGAGCAAUCCAAAGUUUUAAUCAAAGAAGGUGGUGUUCAGUUGCUGCUGACAAUAGUUGAUACUCCAGGAUUUGGAGAUGCAGUGGAUAAUAGUAAUUGCUGGCAGCCUGUUAUCGACUACAUUGAUAGUAAAUUUGAAGAUUACUUAAAUGCAGAAUCUCGAGUGAACAGACGUCAGAUGCCUGAUAACAGGGUGCAGUGUUGUUUAUACUUCAUUGCUCCUUCAGGACAUGGACUUAAACCAUUGGACAUUGAGUUUAUGAAACGUUUGCAUGAAAAAGUGAAUAUCAUCCCAUUAAUUGCCAAAGCAGACACACUUACACCAGAGGAAUGCCAACAGUUUAAAAAGCAGAUAAUGAAAGAAAUUCAAGAACAUAAAAUUAAAAUAUAUGAAUUUCCAGAAACAGAUGAUGAAGAAGAGAAUAAACUGGUUAAGAAGAUAAAGGACCGUUUACCUCUUGCUGUGGUAGGUAGUAAUACUAUCAUUGAAGUUAAUGGCAAAAGAGUCAGAGGAAGGCAGUAUCCUUGGGGUGUGGCUGAAGUUGAAAAUGGUGAACAUUGUGAUUUCACAAUUCUAAGAAAUAUGUUGAUAAGAACACAUAUGCAGGACUUGAAAGAUGUUACCAAUAACGUACACUAUGAGAACUACAGAAGCAGAAAGCUAGCAGCAGUGACUUACAAUGGAGUGGAUAACAACAAGAACAAAGGGCAGCUUACCAAGAGCCCUCUGGCACAGAUGGAAGAAGAAAGAAGGGAACAUGUAGCCAAAAUGAAGAAGAUGGAGAUGGAGAUGGAACAGGUGUUUGAGAUGAAGGUCAAAGAAAAAGUUCAAAAACUGAAGGACUCUGAAGCAGAGCUCCAGCGGCGCCAUGAGCAAAUGAAAAAGAAUUUAGAAGCACAGCACAAAGAAUUAGAGGAAAAACGUCGUCAGUUUGAAGAAGAAAAGGCAAACUGGGAAGCUCAACAGCGUAUUUUAGAGCAACAGAACUCUUCAAGAACCUUGGAAAAGAACAAGAAGAAAGGCAAGAUCUUUUAAACUCUAUUGACCACCAGUUAUGUAUUAGUUGCCAAUAUGCCAGCUUGGACAUCAGUGUUUGUUGGAUCCGUUUGACCAAUUUGCACCAAUUUUAUCCAUAAUGAUGGAUUUAACAGCAUGACAAAAAUUAUUUUUUGUUGUUCUCGAAGGAGAUUAAGAUGCCUUGAAUUGUCUAGGAUAUUGUGUACUUAGAAAUUAACAGCUCUAAGUACCUUUCUACAUUUUUUUUCUUUUUUUUUUAAAUUAAAAGAUGUCUUCAGUUUAAUGCAAGAAAACAUUUUACUGUUGUACAAUCAUGUUCUGGUGGUUUGAUUGUUUACAGAAUAUUCUAAAAUAAAAGGACUCUGGAAGGUUUUCAUUGAGGAUAAAUUGCCAUAAUAUGAUGCAAACUAUGCUUCUCUAUGAUAAUUAUAAUACAGAGGUUCCAUUCGAUGCAGCCUAUACAAUAAUGUAUUUAGUCUAACACAGUGGACCCUAUUUUUUGACACUUCCAUUGUUUAAAAGUACACAUGGAAAAAACAUAUAUGCUUACAGUGCACCUAGAGCUUUUUAUAACAGCCUUUUUUGUUUGUUUGUUUGUUUUGGAUUCUUUAAAUAUAUAAAUAUAUUAUUCUCAUUUAGUGCCCCUGUAGCCAGAACCUCAUUACUGCUUCAUUUUUGUAAUAACAUUUAAUUUAGAUAUUUUCCAUAUAUUGGCCCUGCUAAAAUAGAAUAUAGCAUCUUUCAUAUGGUAGGAACCAACGAGGAAACUUUCCUUUAACUCCCUUUUUACACUUUAUGGAAAGUAGCAGGAGGAGAAAUGCAUUUGUAGAUCAUUUCUAGGCAAAUUGUGAAGCUAACGACCAGCCUGUUUCUUCCUAUACUCAGUCUUGUUUUACUAGAAAUGGGAAUCAUGGCCUCUUGAAGAGAAAAAAGUCACCAUUCUGCAUUUAGCUGUAUCUAUAUAUUGCAUACCUGUAUUUUUUUGUUUGUAUUGUAAAAAAAAUUCACAUAAUAAACAAUGUUGUGAUGUAACAGAG